UAUCAUUAGGACUCAGAGUUGUUGGAUCUGACCUAUGUGAAGGAUGUCAGAACUGGUAGAAGCACCAAACCUCCCAAGGAAGCCAAGCUGAGGGAGCUGCUCGAUGUGGGAAACCUCGUUGGUCGGUUGGAGAACCGCAUGGUUACCGUGGUCACCGCCUCAGACCUGGUCAACGUCGGCCAACUGAACUUCAUCGCUUCGCAGGAGGAUGAAGCCAAGUUGUGGUGUGAGGAGGUGUUUUCUUUGGCUACUAACCUGCUGAGCCACAAUCUCAACAGAGACCACAGUCUGCUGAAAGCGUAUGUCAGGCUAACUCUUCAGCCAAACACAGAGGGAAAAAUUCCUGUGAAAAAUAUUGGCCGGCUGUUUUCGUCGGACAGAAAGAGAAUUGAGAAUGCCCUCGAGUGCUGCAAGUUGCCAUAUGGACGGGGCGACAGCAUCAAACUGGAGGACUUCACCUUGGAUGUUUACAGGAACUUCUUGGAGAGUCUGUGUCCUCGUCCUGAACUCGGCAACAUCUUCAAACUGCAAGGAGGCGAGGGUGGGGGGAUGUCCGUCGAGCAGAUGACUGAGUUCAUCAACAACAAGCAGAGAGACCCGAGGCUCAAUGAAAUUCUUUACCCCCCUCUUCGCCCCACACAGACACACACUCUGAUGGAGCGUUACCAACAUGACCAGGACAAUCUAAAGCAAGGUGUUAUCUCUCUCCAGGCUUUUUCCAGCUAUCUGUCCAGUGACGAGAACGGUGUCAUUCCUCCCGAGAAACUGGAUCAGUCUGAAGACAUGAACUUUCCGUUAUCGCAGUAUUUCAUCAACUCAUCGCAUAAUACGUACCUUACAGCGGGCCAGCUGGCAGGAAGCUCCUCGGUGGAGAUGUACCGGCAGGUUUUGCUGGCUGGUUGUCGCUGUGUGGAACUAGACGUGUGGAAAGGGCGGACUGCUGAGGAGGAGCCGGUCAUAACUCACGGCUUCACCAUGACCUCUGAAAUCUCCUUUAAGGAGGUGAUUGAAGCCAUUGCAGAAUGCGCCUUUAAGACUUCACCUUUUCCUGUCAUACUUUCAUUUGAAAACCACGUCGACUCCUUGAAGCAGCAGGCAAAAAUGGCCGAAUAUUGUCGCUCUAUUUUCGGAGAAGCAUUGCUGAUCGAUCCUCUGGACAAAUACCCUCUGGAGGCGGGCGUCCCUCUGCCCAGUCCUCAGGAGCUGCUGGGCAAAAUCCUCAUCAAAAACAAGAAAUCUCACAAACCUGCCAACACCGCUGACACCAAGAGGCUAAUUGACCAGCCUGCCAAUCAGAGUAAUGAACCAGUGUCUCCUAGCAACAACACGGGAGACAUGGAGGCUGAGAGUGAGGAAGAUGAUGAUGAUGAAGAUGAUGAUGGUAAAAAGGGCUCUGCGGAGAGAGAGGCUGUUGCUACGGAAGAGAUGUCAACUCUGGUAAACUACGUCCAGCCGACCAAGUUCAACUCCUUUGAAGCAUCAAAGAAGGCAGCUCGCUGUUACCACAUGUCAUCUUUUGUGGAGACCAAAGCUUUGGAGCACCUCACAAAGUCACCAGUGGAGUUCGUGGAAUAUAAUAAAUCCCAGCUGAGUCGUAUUUACCCAAAAGGAACCAGAGUGGACUCGUCAAACUUUAUGCCUCAGCUGUUCUGGAAUGCUGGAUGCCAACUUGUGGCUCUCAACUACCAAACUAUUGAUCUGUCCAUGCAGCUGAACCUCUUCAUGUUUGAGUACAACGGCCGCAGUGGCUACCGACUGAAACCAGAGUUUAUGAGGCGUCAUGACAAACACUUUGACCCUUUCACAGAAAACACAGUGGACGGCAUUGUAGCUAAUACUCUCUCUGUGAAGGUCAUCUCAGGCCAGUUUCUGACUGAACGGAGGGUGGGUGUUUAUGUGGAGGUGGAGAUGUUCGGACUCCCCGCAGACACUAGGAGGAAAGCUCUGAAGACUAAAACCUCCCAGAACAACAACGCUGUCAAUCCAGUGUGGGACGAGGAGCCCAUCGUCUUCAAGAAGGUUAUUCUUCCGACUCUGGCCUCUCUGAGAAUUGCUGCGUUUGAGGAAGGAGGAAAAUUCAUCGGCCAUCGGAUUAUUCCAGUGUCUGCCAUCAGACCAGGCUAUCGCUACAUCGGCUUGAGGAAUGAGAAAAACCAGUCUCUGAUUUUGCCAGCUGUGUUUGUCUACAUUGAAGUCAAAGACUAUGUCCCAGAUACAUUUGCAGAUGUGAUCGAGGCUCUGUCCAACCCGAUCCGGUAUGUUAACCUCCUGGAGCAGAGAGCCAAACAGCUGGCAGCUCUGACCCUGGAGGACGGCGAGGAAGAGGCGCAGAUCGAGGAUGAGAUGGACAUGGGAGCAGAGCGGAAGAACGACCUGAAACCGGCUCCGCUGGAAAACGGACUCAGUCCCACCUCAGGUCCAACGGGUCACACCCCCGUUGCUACGACACCAAAAGCCUCCGCAGCCCAUCAGCAAGCAGCUACAACUGAAGCAGCCAAACCAGCAGCAAAGACUGAAGAUCUAGUUUUAAGUGUUUUAAUAGAUAUCCCAGCAUGCACCUUGGAUGCCCUGCAUCAGUCCAAGGUCUACCAAAAGGAGCAGAGGCGUCAGUUCAAGGAGCUGAAGGAGCUGGUGAGGAGGCACCAGAAGAAGACCUCAGAGCUCCUCCGAGAGUUCAGCAGCAAGUACAAGAAGACGGCCAGGCAGUGCAGCAAGAGCAGGGCUUCGUGUCCGGAGAGUGACAGAGACAAGUGUCUGCAGCAGCUCAGGGAUGAGCAGCAGCAGCAGCUGCUGGCUAUGAGGCAGGAGCAGUACUACAGCCAGAAGUAUCUGCAGAGGGAGCACAUCAAGAUGCUUACAGAGCGGCUCACCAGUCUGGCUGAGGAGAGCCACAACUCCCACAUGAAGAAGCUCAAAGACAUCUGUGACAAGGAGAAGAAGGAGCUGAAGAGGCAGAUGGAUCGACGGAGAACCGAGAAGAUCAACCAGGCCAAGACCAAAGAGAAACAUCUGGCUGAGGAGGAGAAGAUCGAGAUCAACAAGUCCUACGUUAACGAGGUUGUGCAAAACAUCAAGAGGCUUGAGGAAACUCAAACUAAGCGUCAGGAUCAGCUGGUGGAGCAGCACAAUGACCUCCUGCAGGAGAUCCAAGAUCAGAAACCAAAGCUGCAGGCGGCGGUGGAGGCUGAGUUCCAGGAAAAGUUCCAGCGUCUGCCCGGCGAGAUCCGAGACUUCCUGCAGGACAGGAAGUUGGAGGGCAGAGGUCACAGCAAGUCCCGGCCGUCGACUCCCCACGAAACUCUUUCAGAGGAGGACUGAGCAGGAAAAAUAUAGGAGGAUGUGGAGAAGUGAUACAGCAAAUUAAACUGUAGGAAACU
This is a messenger RNA of Poecilia reticulata (guppy), 3377 nucleotides long. The record is from RefSeq and is a predicted model, not a curated record. Lineage: Eukaryota; Metazoa; Chordata; Actinopteri; Cyprinodontiformes; Poeciliidae.